UGGUAUAAUUGUAUCUGGCCACUUGUCGGUGUACGGUGGAUUUCCACGUGGAACAGUUUGUUUUGUUCGUGUACCGACGACGACGGUUAUACAAAAAGUUGACGACGAAAUUGUAUAAAAAAAAAAAAAAAAACCAAAACACAUUAUCAUAAAAUCGGCCGCGUGUACACGAGUGAAUACGUAACGAUGACUGUGGUGAGUGCCCAAAAUGCUUUAGCCAAAGCUGCAGCAAAAUUGGAAAAGCAUAUUAACCUGUUGAAGUACACGAUAUUUUGUAUAAGUGUCGUGAUUUGGAUAAUGGGUAUAUUCUUAUGGGGCUACGUGGUGUACUCAAGGCUCGACACGACACUCCAGGAAUGGAUCGAUGCUCUUGAAAUCUGGCAAGUUUAUUUAGGAAUGUACGUGUUGAUAUUUGCCUCUAUUGUGGUAAUCAUAGCUCCGUUUUUGUCAUGUUUUGCUGUCUAUCAAGAACUCAGCCAACUACUUUUAGCAAACGCAGGCGUGCACUUUUUUUCGUUCUUUGUCCUCUUAUUGGGAUCCGCUGUAUUACUCGAAAACACCACAACAGGAUCUGGAAUCGUACCGGCAAUCAGGGAAAGCAUGAUGAACUUGAUAAUGCAAUCGCAAAGCGAAUCCGCUACAAAUACGCUAAAUAUGAUUCAAGAAUCUAUCGGUUGUUGUGGAGCGGAUGGACCCAACGACUAUUUAGCGCUGAGAAAAGCGUUGCCUACAGAAUGCAGGGACACAGUAACCGGUAACGCGUUCUUCUACGGCUGUGCUGAUGAAGUGACCUGGUUCUUGGAAGAUAAGUCCCGGUGGACGACAAACAUAGCCAUAUCGAUAGCCGCUUUAGAGAUGCUCAUAUCCGUUCUGAGUCUGAUUUUAGUCAAAGCUCUGCAAAAGGAAGAAAAAUUCAACUACAACCGAUGAUAGAAGAUCAUAAUUUCUUUCCUUUUAUAAAAUAACAUUAAUUAGUUGUUUUUAUUUUCACAUACAAAUGCGAUUAUAGUAAAAUAAAACUUUUUUUUUUUAUAAAGAAUGAUCAAUUAAACAAUUAAAAAAACACAAUUUUCUACUAA
This is a messenger RNA of Aphis gossypii (cotton aphid), 1079 nucleotides long. RefSeq names its product tetraspanin-2A (gene Tsp2A). Bases 187 to 930 code for a protein of 247 amino acids. The record is from RefSeq and is a predicted model, not a curated record. Lineage: Eukaryota; Metazoa; Arthropoda; Insecta; Hemiptera; Aphididae. The transcript has 5 exons. Gene Ontology annotation, cellular component: membrane.